Molecule: messenger RNA, 2844 nt
Organism: Solanum dulcamara
Lineage: Eukaryota; Viridiplantae; Streptophyta; Magnoliopsida; Solanales; Solanaceae
Product: heat stress transcription factor A-3
Exons: 3
Coding region: 490-2001 (503 amino acids)
Biological process (GO): regulation of transcription by RNA polymerase II
Cellular component (GO): nucleus
Molecular function (GO): RNA polymerase II cis-regulatory region sequence-specific DNA binding; DNA-binding transcription factor activity
Source: RefSeq, a predicted model, not a curated record
ACAAACUCCAUUAAUAUAAAAUCUCUUCUCUUCAAUAUCCCCAUUUUCAUUGGACCAACUCACUACCAGUUCACCAUUGUUGAAUUCAAUUACUUAACACUGUCUCCAAAAAGUUACAAAAAUUCUUCACAAAAAUAUCUGUGUAGAAUUGGACCCCACCUGUUCUUCUUCCUCCUCCACCACAUUAAAUCCCCAGAAACAACCUGGUCGGUUCCUCAUAAAUCUUUUUCAUUUUUUCAGAGAACCAUACAAGAACCAAAGAAUUAUUAUUUUUUUUAAAAAAUGGAGCUUCAAGAGAAAAACUCCACCGACUUUACACAGUUGUUUUCAGUAGAUAUUUCUUCGUUUCUAUGUCGGCGUUACCUAUAUAAACAUCGCUUAAACCCCUUUAACGGGCCAUUUUAUCACUCACCCUUUUCAAAAUUUUCCAUCUUUUGAUCCAAAAAAACUAUAAAGUUUCAAUCUUUGAUCCAUAAAACCACAAAUCAUAUGAACCCAUUUGAUAAAAAUCAAGAAUCUGAUACAAAUACCACACCGUUUUCGACUGAGAUGGACUCUGAAUUUGCUGCGUUUUCACCAAUUUCACUGCCUUUUGCUGAACAAUCUUCACCUUUUAUCAAUUUUGGAUCUUUUCCCACUCCUUUGAGCCAAUACCCAGUUGGAGAAAGAGGAGAAAGAGGAGAAAUUGAAAAGUCAGCUGAGGAAGGAUUGGGUAUGCCGCAGCCUAUGGAGUGUUUACAUGGGACACAAAUUCCGCCAUUUUUGUCAAAGACUUUUGAUUUGGUUGAUGACCCUUUAUUGGAUUCGAUUAUUUCUUGGGGUAGCAAUGGAGAAAGCUUUGUAGUUUGGGAUCCAGUGGAGUUUUCAAGAUUGGUUCUACCCAGGAAUUUCAAGCACAGCAAUUUCUCCAGCUUUGUUCGACAGCUUAAUACAUAUGGAUUUCGCAAAAUUGAUGCGGACAGGUGGGAGUUUGCAAAUGAAGGGUUCUUGAGAGGGAAGAGGCAUUUGUUGAAGAACAUACAGAGGCGAAAAUCACAUCAGACUGGAAGUUCUUCUGGAUCAUCUGCUGAAGCAGGGAAAGGUACAAUGGAUGAGAUAGAGAAACUCAGGAAGGAGAAGAGUUUGAUGAUGCAGGAAGUUGUUGAGUUGCAGCAACAGCAGUGUGGGACGGUUCAACAAAUGGAAUCUGUUAAUGAAAAGCUUCAGGCUGCAGAACAAAGACAGAAGCAGAUGGUUUCAUUCUUGGCCAAGGUGUUUCAGAAUCCCACAUUCUUGUCUCGUGUUCGGCAGAUGAAGGAGCAAGGAGAAAUUAUUUAUCCAAGAACAAUGAGGAAAUUUGUUAAAUAUCAGCCACAUGAUCCGGAUAGAGUGGGGUCGUCUUCCAUGGAAGGGCAGAUAGUCAAGUACAGGUCUGACUUUCAAGACCUUGCAGCAUCCUUUGAGAACCCAGAAUUCAAUCCAGUUGUGGAUCAACAACUUCCAGAAACUGGUUUAGGAGUGGAAGCCAUGCCUUUUGAAGGUGGUACUGUUGUAUCUGAGGGACUGAGAAUGGCACAUGAACUUCUCAAUAGUCCAGAUCGGGACAUAGAAGGAGCUUCAUACUUUAACCCCGAAGACUCUCAUUUCAAAGGGAAGAAUGUAGUUAGUCCUCAAUUAGAAGUUAUGCCCGAGUACUUUGCCUCUUUUCCAGAGGAGAUGCGGAAGGAGAAGAACAUUUCAGGAUUUUCCGCACCAGGUAUUGAAAGUAUGGUGAAAGAAGAAGAACUUUGGAGCAUGGGUUUUGAAGCCAGUGCUGGCAUGCCAAGUACUGGCGCCGAGUUAUGGGGUAGUCUUAGCAGCUAUGUCCCAGACUUCAGUGUUAGCUCUGGUUUGUCAGAUUUGUGGGAUAUAGAUCCCUUGCAGGCAGCUGGAAGUUCUGGGGUCGAUAAGUGGCCAGCUGAUGAGUCUCCUUUUGGUCAGUCUGAGAGCCAUGCCAACCAGCCCAAGAGUGAUAGUUUUUAGGAAAGAGUACCCUUGGGCCUUCAGUGUGCCAUUGGGAUGCUAGCCAUCAUUUAGUUGAUGGAACAUAAUAUUGAAUGAUUGAUUAUAAAUAUUUUAGUUGAUGAUUACUUUCGACUGAUUCUUUUCUUCCAUUCCCCUCUCCUUGAUCUGCUAUUUGUGCUAAACUGUGAAUAUUUGAUGGCAUAAAUUGUAGUUAUUUCAUGCUAACAUAUACUCUUUUAAGUUGUGAAAUGUGCAGGUUUGCAGCGCUGGAGGCUAGUAUGGGACUUCUUUUAGAAUUUGAGACUGGAAUGAGUGAAUGACAUUGCUCUCUCAAGCUUUUCCAGCGCAGUCGAUUCUUUUGUAAUUGCUUGCUUGGAUCUUGUACCCUCAACCAAACCAGUUUUCUUGUGGAGCCUCUGCGUAGGUAAGCAAUGAUGUAUAUCAGAAACAGCUAGCAAAGUCCUGCUCAGGGCUUUUGCUCAAGUCGCAAAGGUUGAGGGAAGUUCAAGCCUUGCAUCAUGCGAACUAAGCCUGAUAUUUAAUUGGAGAAAGGUAGAGGACCAGACCCAUUAUCCCCGAGUUUCGGAGAUUGCGGUUGGUUCUAAAGGUUGGGCCCAGACCAAUUCUCGGUUAUAAACAAAAGAUCCUGCUCCAUUAUUUGAUUUCCCUCAUCUUAUUUGUAUAUUUCUAAAUGUGUAGGAUGUUCUUCAGGAGCAAUCUGAUUAAUAUUUUGUAUCAUGUACUAAUUGAUAUGUUAUCCUGGCAAACCAUUUGACAAGUAUCCCCUGGCUUGUAUUUUGAUGUUGAUGGGGUUCAACCUGUAGAGUAAUAGAAAAACUAAAUUGAAUGUUCUUGCAAGCA